Molecule: messenger RNA, 624 nt
Organism: Serendipita indica DSM 11827
Lineage: Eukaryota; Fungi; Basidiomycota; Agaricomycetes; Sebacinales; Serendipitaceae
Source: the annotation of a GenBank genome assembly
AUGUGCAACAGAGGUGAACGCGGUAGAGGUGGACAACGUAGACAUGGCCAGGCGACUCGCGGAGCAUCGCCUGGUCCGCCAGGAAGACGUGGAGCACCCUCGGCGCGAAGGAGCCAAACAGGUCGGAGUCGCCAGCGUAGAGGCCGUGAUCGUGCCCGCGGAUUCUCCCCUACGACCGCAGAGUCCAUACAAGCACCACCAGAGGGAGAGGCCGAACUCGAUUCCCGCAUCAAGACAAUUGAAGAACGCUUGGAGAAGCUAACUUCCGAAAUUCCUGCAUCUAGUGCCUUCGUUCAUCCCAUAAGACCUGGCUUUGGGAAACAGGGCGAGGAGAUCCUUGUCCGAGCAAACUUCUUCGCAUUGAAGUUUACCGAGGGACUCAUAACUCACGACUAUAAUAUCCUCCGCGCGUUGGAAAAUACGCCCGACUUUGCGGCGUACAAGGGCAUCGUCGCCCAUGAUGACAGCCAACGUCUGGUGUCUGCGGUACCACUGCAGCAGCCACUGGUCAUCGAGUUUGAUUUUAUCGAAGACGAUGCAUGCCAGCCCGAACCAAAGAAGAAGUAUACCCAUCACCAUCACAAAGACGAGGGAAUGGGACGCAGAUGCACUAAGCAGAAAUAG